Molecule: messenger RNA, 824 nt
Organism: Thamnophis sirtalis
Lineage: Eukaryota; Metazoa; Chordata; Lepidosauria; Squamata; Natricidae
Source: RefSeq, a predicted model, not a curated record
UUCGAGAGGCCUAAUUUGGAUGCCCUAUCUGCAGCACAUCUUCAGUCAUGGCUGUUUCGGGAGCAAAAGCUGUUCUACUGUCAUUUGCGAGCCUUUUCCUUCUCACAUUUCACCUCUCUGCGGCACACAGGAUUCCUGACUACGCUGAAGAAGACGAGGAAAAGCAGUGUUCCAGAAGAGAGCACCCUAUGAUUUAUUUCGAAGAUCUGAAGCCUUGGGUUUCAAAUUUCACAUACUCUGGUGUACGGGACUUCUCUCAGCUUGCUCUAGAUGCCAAUAGGAAUCAACUCAUUGUUGGAGCCAGGAACUACCUCUUCAGACUUAGUCUAUACAACGUUUCUCUUAUUCAGAAAAAGAGAAAUAAAGCAGUUUCAAGCACACAGCUGUCAAAGUAAGUAUUUUGAAAUAUAGCUGCUAUCUAUCAGAAAUGAUGUUAAAGCUAGGCCUGAGAGAUCCGGUUUUUUUCUCCUUUAAUCAGAAAGCUAACAUUUUCUGCUAUUUAGCAUAUGAUAGUCAUUCAUCAUACUUGCUGUAUUUAUUUAUCCUCUCUGUCAUUGGGAGAGGGGGAGAAACUCAUACCUUUGAACAAAGAAGCAGUGUUAUUUGCCACAGAAUGUUCCUUUUUUCUUCUAGACAACAAUCAGGAUUGUGGUUGCUGUGGAAUUUCCAGCACUGCAGUUACAUUCUGUGAUGUGGGUGUUAAUUUUUUAUCCCCUGAAAAAGUCACUGAGAAACAUACUUGCUUCUUUUUUUUUUAACCAUAGGAUAUCUCUGACUUUCAGAAUAGCUCCCACCCAUAUUGAUGGGAAUAUAACGUACACCUC